Molecule: messenger RNA, 3023 nt
Organism: Brienomyrus brachyistius
Lineage: Eukaryota; Metazoa; Chordata; Actinopteri; Osteoglossiformes; Mormyridae
Product: selenocysteine insertion sequence-binding protein 2-like
Exons: 18
Coding region: 129-2645 (838 amino acids)
Biological process (GO): selenocysteine incorporation
Cellular component (GO): ribonucleoprotein complex
Molecular function (GO): mRNA 3'-UTR binding; ribonucleoprotein complex binding; selenocysteine insertion sequence binding
Source: RefSeq, a predicted model, not a curated record
GUGUUUAAAAACCUGCCUGCUCUUGACUAUCUUGCUGCUUGUGUUGGUGUCUGUAAAGGAAAAUACGGACGCAAGAAAUUAGACAGCUUCGUAGGUGGUAAUCAUGAACGACAGAAGUGCUCGAAACCAUGAAACCUGAUGCGCAUUUGCUAAAUACGGAAAGCAAAUUGUCUCCAGAAGUUCAGCCUUUCGUGCCUAACCAUUUGAAGGACCAGAGGCCCAUAGGAACAGCAUCAGCUACCCAUGGCAGCUUAACAGGAACACGUCAAUGUUUCCAAGAACCUGGCCAGAGAGGAGCUGUGCCCAGGGACAGAGGGCCCCGGAGUGAUCUGUGGAGCAUCUCCUCUCAUUUCAGCAGAGAGAAGGGCCAAGCCAAGGACAGCCAGUCAAGUCAAGUGAACCGACAUGGCUAUAGCAGCUCUCGCCGGGCCAAAAAGGCUCCCCGGACUAAGCACCCAACCCUGGAUUGCUCACACUCUGAGCAGCCCAGACAGGCAUCCCAGCCGAGCACCGAGUUCAUCUCCCAGCAGACUAGAAGAUCCCUGUAUGUGAAGGAAACCACUUUGUCUAAAGCAGAAAGCAUCAAGGUCCAGCAGAGGGACUCGGACUCUUUUGAAGUUAAACUGUCAGAUUUCCCAGAGCUGGGUUUACCUGGCCCUGGCCGAGGGGGGCUUGCAGCCUCUCCUGUAGCCCCCCCUUCUGCUCCACAAACUCCUGGCACGAACACUUCAUUAGGUAAAGGACAAACUGCUGACUCCCUUCAGAGAACUCAGACACCUAGGAGCCAGGAAACGGUGUUAAAAUCCAUCCGAGGUCACACACCCGGGCCUCUGGGUUCUACCCCCACAUCAUCCGCUGCCUCCUGGGCCACCGUAGCCUGCCAGCCCCCAAAACGGACCAGUCCCAGACCUGCAGGAACCAUCUCGAAGCCUCCAUCAGCUUCAAAGGAGGAGACGAAAAAUGAGGGACCAGAGAAAACCUCAGAGAAGAAGAAACGGAACAAGAAGAAGAAGAAGUCUAAACAAGCGGACGAGAGUGAAGAAGCGAAGUCUGAGGUCCUGGGCGUGGAGCAAGAACCUCCAAAGUUCGAGGAUGAAGAGGAAUUCCCCAAUCUGACUCAUGACGUGGUUGGUUGUACCAAAGGGCAAAGCCCCGCCCCUUCCCGUCUGGCUCAGAAUCCAUCCAAGAUGCCCAGGGAGUGUGGAUCGACCCGGGACAGCAGAGAUGUCACCUCCUAUGUGGAUGGGCCCCCCCAUCAAGACAUGCGUGGAAAAAGCAGAGCCCCAGGCAGCAAACUCCCACUGCCAGCCUCACCCACCACUGACAGCAAAAAGGACCAGAAGCCUGAGAAGACAAGUGGCAAGAAGAGCAAGGUUCCUGUGCAGCUGGACCUGGGGAACAUGCUGGCUGUGCUAGAGCAGAAGCAGAUUUCCCAGAAGUCCAAGCAGGAAUGUAAACCAAUCAUCCUCUCAGUGGGGAGUGGCCCCCCAGUAGCUCAGAAGGAUUCUGCUCAGAAGAAGCACCCAUGGCAGCCUGAGAAAAUUGCCCAUAACCCAUUGGACUCUACCAGCCCCUUGGUGAAGAAGGGCAAGCAGAGAGAAGUGCCCAAAGCCAAGAAGCCCACGCCUCUCAAACGGAUCAUAUUGAAAGAGCGUGAGGAGAGGAAGCAGAAGCGGCUGCUGGAGGAGCGUGGCUCGGACGGCCCGGUCUCUGACUCUCUGCUGCUCUCUGCUGAAGAGGUGGAACUCGAAGGUGUGACGUCGGAGCUGGACGAGCAGGGUCCCUCGGGUGAUGAUGAGCCGUGUGAAGAUUAUCCAGAGGAGCACGGACCUCCAGAUGCAGAGCAGCCAGACACGGAGCAACCUGCAGACACGAAGCCUGAGCAGGUGGAAGUCGAGCAGCAGCCAUCGAAGGACAGCGUCCUUGGGGAUGCAGAUGCCGUCCAACAGCCCAAAAUUCACAGCCGGAAGUUCAGAGACUACUGUAACCAAAUGCUCAACAAGGAUGUGGACGAGAGCGUGACGGGCCUGCUGAAGGAGCUGGUACGCUUUCAGGACCGCCUCUACCAGAAGGACCCCAUGAAGGCCCGCAUGAAGCGCCGACUGGUCAUGGGCCUGAGGGAGGUACUCAAGCAUCUCAAGCUCAGGAAGGUUAAAUGCGUCAUCAUAUCCCCGAACUGUGAACGCAUCCAAUCAAAAGGCGGGCUAGAUGAAACCCUCCACACCAUCAUUGACACGUGUCGCGAGCAGUCUGUGCCCUUCGUCUUCGCGCUGUCGCGGAAGGCGCUUGGCCGCUGUGUCAACAAGGCCGUGCCAGUGAGUCUGGUGGGCAUCUUCAACUAUGACGGCGCACAGGAUCUUUACCACAAAAUGAUUGAGCUGUCGUCAGAAGCCAGGAAGGCCUACGAGGUGAUGAUCGCAAACUUAGAAAAAACUUCAGCAGCAACGGAGGAGGUUUCGGAUAACCAGUUGAAUGCUGACACAGCUUCAGAGCUGACUGAAACUGAAGAACCAGAAUACAUAAAGAUCUGGAAGAAGAUGUUGGAGAAGGAACAUAAUCAUAAGUUUUUGAACUUCGAGAAGCAGCUGCCCACAAGCACCGUGGGUCAUGAACCAACGCUAGAGUGUGAAGAUGAAGGGAGCUGAUGGUGCAGUGCCCUAAUCAGUGGGUGGAGUCCUGCCCUUCACACUAAUCUUGGCUUCUUCCAACUCCUUUGUUUUUGUAACCUCUUACCCUGAGUCUCCUACCUUUAUGAACUUUUCAAACUACCUGGACUGUGUCCUUUGACGUCAAGCAGAAAAUAUUGAGGUAAUUGAGGAAAAAUUGGACUAUUAGUCCAAGACCAAACAAUUUGCCAGAUGUAAACUUGAAUGAUUUCUUUUCUAUAUUUUUGCAUUAUUGCACAAAAUGAUGAAUUCAAAUGGAGAAGGGGUUAACGCUUGAACAGGAAAAUUUGAAGAUAUAAUUUUAACAAGCUUAAUACAUUGCUUUGUAUUAAAGUUUGAGUUGUGGGUGGAGUUAAA